Aspergillus mulundensis is the source of this 1698-nucleotide messenger RNA. RefSeq lists its product as uncharacterized. The transcript has 3 exons. Bases 1 to 1698 code for a protein of 565 amino acids. NCBI's taxonomy places the organism in Eukaryota, Fungi, Ascomycota, Eurotiomycetes, Eurotiales, Aspergillaceae. The record is from RefSeq and is a predicted model, not a curated record.
AUGGAGACUGCUCCCAUCACUUUGGCCCACACCCACGCCCGGAACGCGGCUCUGGAAACUCGCAAGGCUAAUCCUGUCGCCGCGAGCGAAGAGCACGACUUGGCCGCUGGUGAGUUCGCAACCGUCGCGCAAAGCAGUAGGGAUCGCGAGGCCCUACGAACGCUUCAUCUGCUAGAACAGCACCACAAAAAGCUCGCUCAUAUCCUUCGCUUCCAACAUGAGAACCCACCAUCUGCUGCUGCCGGGGUCAACUCUCAGAAUUCCGCAGAAUCGGGAUUGUCAAAGACCGACCCCCAACAGCCCCCAAGGCUGAGCGGAAACCCUCGUUUGCCCAAGAGAGAGACGUCUUCCAUUGCAAGCAACUUGGCCUCCGCUAGAGGAAUCCCGGCUCAGCCGCGUCGUUCGUCUCCUGCAUCUCCUACCCUCUCAUCUCAGCAGGCAGGGGCUAGAAUGACCGACGGCCCCGCAAAGAUUAGAUCAAGCGAGUCGAGAUUGAGAGGAACUCAGGCUGCUGGACAAAGAGAUCGUGCAAGCCGUACUUCCAGCCAGAGACAGCCGUGGUCACCGCCAGUUGGCAGCCCAACCGACAUCACAUCUCAGCAAUUCGUGCCCUCAGAGACUGCAGACUCCAGACAAUCGCGCCGACAAUCUGCAACCGAGGAGCCGUUCCAGCGAUUCUACUCGACCUUUGAAGGCCUUAUUUCCCGAAUCUCGGCACCACUGGCAUUUGCAGGGCUACCGCUUGGAUUAGAUGGCGCCAGCAACGCAGGUGCGACUCGCAAAUCAUCUGCGGAAACAAGACUCGAUAGACAAAUCGCCGUAUCAGAUCGCUCUGGAUCCUCAGCAGAGCCCGAUAUCAGCCGUAUCUUCUCCCGUGCCGCGCUAAAGGCGAUCCGUGAAACCAACGGAGGUGGGAUGGGGCCGGGAAAUCCAGCAGAAUCCUUUUACGUGGUGCCUACAACCGGCGGAACUGUAUCAUACGCAGGAAUCCUAACAAGGGCUGAAAAGGAGGCGCGCCGGAACAGCAAUGACGAAGCAGAAGAUGACUUCGUCGAUGCCCGGGAAACACCCUCGUCGCCAGAGAUGCUCCAGCAAAACAAGGGCAAAGCCAAAGGCAAACCAAGCCGCUCGAGCGACAAACUCUCAAGCCUUCAGCCCCCUAAAACGUUGGAAGAACUACAGAUGGAAAACCAAGCCUUACGUCAUCUCUCCGAUACAUUAUCGAAACGAUUGCACAUGUGGGAGGUCAACGCGCAGUCUUCGUCCAUGGCUUUGCAGCAGUCUUUGAAGGCAAUGCACCACCAGAACAUGCCAUCUCCGGAGCACGGGCCGCAAUCUGCUUCUGCCGUGUCGUCGCCAACGACAGGUUCAUCCACAGCAGUAGCCCCAGCUCCGACGACGGAACAUGACCAGCGUAUCAAGGAGCUCGAGGAAAUCAUCCGGCUCAAUGAAAAAGAGCUCGAGAAGACAGGACGGGAGAAUGAAAAACUGCAUAAUGUGCUUGGCCGGUAUAGAGACCGAUGGGAGAAGCUUAAGGAGGGCGCUAAAUCGAGACGUGCAGAGGGGAGAGCUGGAGAGGGCAGCGCGAGAACUAGCAGUGCAGGCACUGCGCAGCAGUCUACAGGCGCGGAAGUCAAAACGGGCGAGACAGAAGAGACGUCUAAGGAGCAGAAAAGUGGUCCGGCGGAAGAAGCAUAG